GCGCCGCCUAUGUAAACAUGGCGGAUGCUUCGGCGCUUGCAGCCAGCUUGAAAGAUAUCGGCGAAGUGCAUUCCAGACUGUUCGACCACAAGCCAUUCCUUCAAGGAGAAAUAAAAUAUUUCAUCAAAGAAUUCGAGGAAAAACGGAAUGAUCGUGAGGUACAGCGACUGUUCGAGAUUCUGGAGAAUGUCACCGAAAUCAGGGAAACUCAAAUUGAUCGGAUUUGCCGGAAUUCCGACCAGAAACUCUGCAACCUGACGGGAAACCUGGAAGUUGCCCUCAGCAUGUGUAACAAGAUCCUAGAAGCAGAGGACAAAAUCAACGUUGCCGAAGACUUGUCCGAAAGGAGAAAACAGCGGCAGUGUGAGUGGGAGAAGUUUAUGCAGGACAUCAAGGACAAGACUGCAAGGAUGGAUGAGGCAUUCCAGCAGAAGGAAAGGGAAGUCAUAGACCAUUUCAGGUGUCUCCAGGAGAAGCUUCAACCAAAGGCCGAAUAGCCAUAAAGGGACUGCAUUCAGCUCACAGUAUUUUCUCUUUUUCCCCAACAAGUGAGCAGUAGAGAGUUUUUGAGCAGCUACAAUCAGUUUUUAUUUACAACAGAACAAGAAAAGGACACUCUCCUGCAAAUAACAUGUUUCCACAGAGAAUACCAUGGCCUGACAAAGUAUAAAUACACAACGCAACUGUUUUGGCUUCUCGGGCAAUGGAAUUCUGCCUCGCCUAGUCUUUGGACAGAAGGCAUCGCAGCACUAAGAGAUUCGAUACAAUAAAAACAAAAUUACCGUAAAAUAUCGCAGCAGUAACCCACUUCGUUCAAGCACCCACUACUAUUAACAUUUCCCAAACUUGGGAAUUCUGCAAAUUAUAUGUUAGCUGCCAGAUUUGACCAGACAAGCGACAUGUCUAGAUUAACCCAGUUUUCACUGAAAGUGGGUGGGCACUCCCUGGGUAUGCUCUGGUAGAUGCUAGGCAAACAUCGGGCAGAUGUGCAUGCGCAAAUCAAUACAGCACAAAUUUGUAUGAAGUACCUUGGCAUAAAGCAUGACAUGUUUUCUCGUAAGAUGUACCUCUACUCAUAAGCUUUUUUUUUUUUUUUUUU
Messenger RNA from Ixodes scapularis (black-legged tick), 1099 nucleotides. It is a transcript of the gene Muted, whose product is annotated as biogenesis of lysosome-related organelles complex 1 subunit 5. Bases 18 to 497 code for a protein of 159 amino acids. Gene Ontology annotation, cellular component: BLOC-1 complex; transport vesicle. The transcript has 4 exons. Lineage: Eukaryota; Metazoa; Arthropoda; Arachnida; Ixodida; Ixodidae. The record is from RefSeq and is a predicted model, not a curated record.